GCGGCCGCCGCCACCAUGGCCUCGCCGCGCGCCCCGCGGUGGCCGCCGCCGCUGCUGCUGCUGCUGCUACCGCUGCUGCUGCCACCGCCCGCCACCCCCAGGACGCGGGGCCCCCUUCCCUCCCCGGCCCACCGCGCGCUCCUCCCGGCCGCGGGGCCGCCUUCGCCGCCUGGCCCCGGACACACGGCCCCCGGGUCCGGCGGCGUCAUGACCCGGCGGGGACGUUCUGGCCGGGUCCCCAGAGACGCGAGCGCGGCCACCACAAGGAACCAUUGGACAGAAAGUAACAACACUGAACCCCACGCAGGAAACACCCCCUUUUAUCAGAGUCAAGGGGACCAUUCAGGUUCCAGAAAGGGAGUGACAGCUCAGACUGCCAGAAUGAGCCACAGUUCUUCAGGAGCCCCAGGAAGCCCCUCUUUCCUACCUGAGACAGGUGCCGAGGGGAGGGACAAGUCUUCCAGCCGAGCAAACGUCCCUGUUCUGCAUGCCGGGCGCUCGCCUGAGAUCACCACGGCCCUGACUGACCACGGCAGCUCCUCGUCCUUGGAGAGCUUCCCCCAGUCACCCGGCAGUUCCAGGUCAGAAGGAAGAACCACCGUUUCUCAAACCGAGAGUGGAGUAUCCCCAGACUUCCUGGAGAGGACCAGGGAGCUCCCAGAAGAAGGGACUGUGUACACACAAGUGGUUGGCAUGGGGAUGUCCAGCCAAGCCUCCCUUCCUGCCCUGGAAUCUGGGAAGCCAACCAUGCUUUUCCAGAAGAGAAAUUCAUCAGGCCAGGAGCACUCUGGGCUGCAAUUCUCUUGGACCCAGAGUCGACCACCUCCCUCAGACCAUCCCUCGUCUUCUGGAAGCAUAAAGGAUUUUAACAACUCCACUGCUCUCCAAAGCCCAUCAGUCACCCAGACAAAGAGUACACAUGUCACCAACACAUUCACUAAUGGUGUCCCAAGAAUGCUCCGGUCUUUGACUGUCAGUAUGGAACCUAUAAACGAGACAGAGAGCUUCCCUGAGCACUCCAGAAUUGCCAUAACUUCAGCCUCAGUCCAUUCUUUACCCUCUGUGGUUGACUCAAGGACAAACAGUGGACUAACUGAGAGUCUGGGAGAUGGAGAAGGCGUGGGGCCAUCUAUGGAAAACGGAUUUGGACUUCCAUCCAUGCCCUGGCAAAGUGACUCCCACACCUUUGGAGGACAUCAGCUUGCCAGCAGCUCGGAAGCAGGAAAUGGAAGUGCUGCGCCUCUGACUGAACUGGCGUUUAGGUCAGUUCCCUCCGUUGGUGGUGGUGAGCACACAGGACAAUGGUUCCCCAGCAAGAGCAAAACAUCUACAGCUCCAGCAGAAAGCUCUGCUUUGCAUCCAGAAGCUGGGAUCACUCGAACUUUGACUCAGUUCUCACACACUGCACCACAGCCCCAAGGUGGGAGCUCAGGGUUGGAUGGGAAGAGUUCCUCAGAGUCUUCAUCCACAUUUUCCUCGGAAAGUCUGGAUUCUGCAGCACCACGUGGAGGACACUCAACUCCGGAAGAUGGUGCCCUGCUGAGUGACAGCUUGGACCUGGCAGAGAGCACUUCCAUGGUGCGCGCCCCGCACACGUCUGCGAUGCUCACCCGGGGCGGGGAACGCACACUGCGGUCCCUCGGCCUCUCUCGUGCUGCGACCCACCCAGCGCGCCCCACUCCACGUGGGAAUGUGACGGAGCAUGCGGGCCUGCUGUCCCGGACAGCUACCCUCGGAGUCACGGGACUUAACGAUGGUCAAGAGCCCGCCUCAGACGCGGAACAGAGGACUUCCGGUGACCACACAGACCACGCCUAUGUUUCGUCUACUUUCACCAAAGGAGAACGGACAUUACUGUCCAUCACAGAAAACUCGUCCUCCUCAGACUCCAGCGAGAGCUCAACCUCUUAUAUUAGGAUCUCAGACCCUCCACGCUUGGACUUUUCUUCUUCUCAGGCUCAGACUAAAAGAAGUAACGUGUCCUCCUAUGAUGGCGAACCUGCUCAGUCUUCCACCGAGUCACUGGAUCUGCAUACAUCCCACCUUCCAUCCUAUACAUCCACCGUUAAUGUGCCAGACACCUUGGGUCUUGAUGCCAGCACUCAGUCUGUUGAGGACCCCUCUGAAGCGGCCCCUUCUCCUCUCCCCUCAGUGUUACAACCCCACCAGUUUCCAUCCACCUUACCAUCAACCGGGUCUCCCACACAGCAGCUGAAGUCUACCUCUGAGCCAGCCACACCUUCAACAUCCUCACCGUCACCUUUACCCAUCUCCUUCGUGGUGUCAACCUCUGCCCCACACUCUGUCCCACAAACGACCGUCCCACAUUCAUUGUCUCCCCUGAUCCCACACAGGGCAAGGGAGCCACGUGUAACUUCAGUCCAGAUGUCAACAGUGGUAUCCCCUGUAGUGGUGUUCCCCAGUAACCAGACAGCAGACCCCAAGAACCAGAGCACCCCACAGCAAGAGAAAACCGUCACGGAAGCAAAGUCACCAAGCCUGGUGUCUCUGCCCACGGACUCUACCAAACCAGUAACGAUGAGCCUUCCUCCAGGGACCCCUUGGUCCCCAGCCUUAAUGGGGUUCUCCACAGAGCCAGCCCUUCUAGCCACAAGCACCAGCUUAGCCCAGAUGUCUCCAGCUUUGACAUCUCCCAUUUCCCAGACUACUCACUCUCCUGUGACCAGUCCCAGCACCCUGUCAAGCACGGAAGCUUUGACCCCAGGUGCUGGGAUUGUGCCCACUACCCCUGAGGAACAGCACCUGCCAACCAAUCCUGACAUUCUAGUGCUGCACACCUCAACAGAACAGGCCGUCACCACAGAAGGGAACCGGGUGCAUAUGGAUCCUACCACUCACUCUGCCCCUCUGACCACCACUCCCACAUCAGCAGAAGAGACCACAAAGCUGGGCCAGGCAGAAGAGGCCAGCCUGGUUUCCCAUUUUCUCAGAACACCUUCACCUCAAACUACAGAUGUUUCUACAGCCGAAAUGUCGACUUCCGAAUAUACCACCUUCGCUGCUCAGAGCACCGCACAGUCACCAACAGCACUGUCACCUCCAGCCCCAGUCAACAGCUGUACCGCGAACCCCUGUCUUCAUGAUGGCGAAUGUAUCGUGGACCUCACCGGUCGUGGGUAUCGAUGUGUGUGCCCACCUGCCUGGCAAGGGGACAACUGCAGUGUGGAUGUGAAUGAGUGCCUCUCCAGCCCCUGCCCACCCCUAGCCACCUGCAACAAUACUCAGGGAUCCUUCAGCUGCAGAUGCCCAGUCGGGUAUCAGUUGGAGAAAGGAAUAUGCAAUCUGGUUAGAACCUUCGUGACUGAGUUUAAAUUAAAGAAGACUUUCCUCAACACUACCGUGGACAACCAUUCCGACACUCACGAGGUUGAGAAUGAGAUCGCUCACACGUUAAACUUGUGUUUUUCAACGUUGCCUGGUUAUAUCCGAUCUACAGUUGCUGUGUCUAGAGAGCCCAAUACAGUGGUGAUCUCACUACAAUCCACUUUUGCCCUGGCCUCCAAUGUGACGCUGUUUGACCUGGCUGAUGGGAUCCAGAAAUAUGUCAAUUCCUGCAGGUCCUCUGCUGAAGUUUGCCAGCUCUUGGGGUCUCAGAGGCGGAUCUUUAGAGCGGGCAGCUUGUGCAAGCGGAAGAGCCCGGAGUGCGACAGAGAGACCUCCGUCUGCACCGACCUGGAUGGCGUCGCCCUGUGUCAGUGCAAGUCCGGCUACUUUCAGUUCAACAAGAUGGAUCACUCUUGCAGAGCAUGUGAAGAUGGAUAUAGGCUUGAAAACGAAACCUGUAUGAGUUGCCCAUUCGGCCUUGGUGGUCUCAACUGUGGAAACCCCUACCAGCUCAUCACUGUGGUGAUAGCAGCCGCAGGAGGUGGCCUUCUUCUCAUCCUGGGCAUCGCACUGAUUGUCACCUGUUGCAGAAAGAGUAAAAAUGACAUAAGUAAGCUCAUCUUCAAAAGCGGGGACUUCCAAAUGUCCCCGUACGCCGAGUACCCCAAGAAUCCUCGCUCACAAGAAUGGGGCCGAGAAGCCAUUGAAAUGCACGAGAACGGGAGCACCAAAAACCUUCUGCAGAUGACAGACGUGUACUACUCGCCCACAAGCGUAAGGAACCCUGAACUUGAACGCAACGGACUCUACCCAGCCUACACUGGACUGCCCGGAUCAAGGCACUCCUGCAUUUUCCCGGGACAGUAUAACCCGUCUUUCAUCAGCGAUGAGAGCAGAAGGAGAGACUACUUCUGAGUCCAGGAGAGAGAGGGGCCGUUUCUCUGAGCCACUUCCCCAGCCCUCUGGCUCAGAGGCCUGCACCGAAAGGGAGCGCCAUGUCCUGGCUGCCCCUAGGACUUGUCAGAGCCACACUCGAGGGGCAUGACCACAGUGGAAGGUGACAGAUGGAAUGCGGAACUGCAGGCCACUCAUUCAGCACUGGUGUUACUGUGAACAUGAACGUGGGCCAGUACCGAGUCUCCGCACGUCUGGCGCGUAGAACUGGCUGACUUCCACAGGAGACUACUAGGCAUCGUUUCCAGGACCCAGUUCCCCCUUAAUUUGCACUUUAAUAGAUUGGGCAGGGAGGUUUCAUUUUUGACUCAUUUCCAGACUAUUCCAGAAAGCCUUCCUUUUCUAGGAUCCUUCUGCAGGCCUCAGCGUGGUGAUUGAUUGACAGUCAGGUGCUGGCACUUUGGUUUCCCUGCCUGGUGCCUUGUGCUGCACACCAGAUGGAGGUAAACAUACCACUCUGGUCUAGUGAUGCAGCAGUCAGGGGCAUAGUAUUUUAAGGUUUCUAGGUUGCCUGAGCUCAUUUCCAAGCUAACGCCCCAAACGAGAACUUGACCUUUGCAAGGCGAGAACACACACCUUCCAUUUGUGUUGUAAGUCGAGGUGAUACAUUGGCUUAGGAUUUAUUCAUUUUACUUCUCCAAACAAGAAUGAAUCAGGGCAAAAGAACUUCCAUUUGGUUUUCAUUAGAAGUAUCCAGCUGCCCCUCGGUAAGUCCUGGCAGGCAGUAUCAGGCUGGUCCUCCAUGUGGAAGGGUGUUUUUGAUUCAUGCAGGAGUCGCAUGGGGCCUGGGACUGUGACGCCAGAGUCUGCAGUUGUAGUAGGAAAGGGAGAGGCGAUCGCAGGUGCAUCUCAGCUAGCGUCUCACCACUGAAGGAUAGAGCAGCCUGCUGUGGUCCCCACAGCAGAAUGGGACAGAGGAAUGGACUGGAUAACAGGAGUAUUUCCUGCAUCACCAAGUCUUUUGAAAAGCUGGGGGGGAUUCCCCGAGGAAGAAUAGGGAGCCACAGGUAAGGGUGUGUGCCUGCUAAUCUUUGAACCCAGAAUGUUGUCCACAAACUCACGGAAACUUUGGACCACUCAAAGCCAUUUACUCACCGAAGAGAGAACUUGGCCAUUUCUCUCGGCCGGCCAUCAAUAUGUCUGUGUCCUUGUGCAGUGCCCCCUCGAGACUCAGUUAUGGUCCAGGUCAGCUUUGGAGAACCAAAGCUUGGCCGGCUAGGGGCCUGAGAGCUUGCUUUCGGGGAAAGAGUUCUGUGUCUUGUUUAUUGCACUGUGGUGGGGUCCCGUUGUGUGUGGGGGGUGGGUGGGCUCUGUCCCCUGUGGAACUACAUUUAUCAACUUGUGGAAUAUUGGAAUAUCCUGGUUUUGGAUGAGUGAAGAGGGCGAAGUGUUUCCCCAAUCUGAAGCUGGGAAUUCCGUGGCAUAUCUUUCUGGAAAUGGGGCAGCUGUUGGAGAUGGAUCUGUGUGUGUUUAUGUGGGGUUCUCUGGUUCCUCCAAAUUUUGUGCAGGUCCCCAUCCUGUUUUAAGUGUGAGCUGUGCCUCGUGGUCUCCACCGCUCAGGACCACUAGUCAGGUGCAGUGGAUUUUAGCCAUCAGAACGCACUCAUUAGUACAGGGAGAAUUCUGUUGCUGUUAGUUGAUGCUAACUUAAAGUUGCAAAGCAGCCCUCAAGGAGCCAUGGGUCUUGCCCCUAGCUCACUGUGGAACUGGUGGCUCCUUGUAUCUUUGUGAGCUCCUGUGCUCGGCUUGCCUGAGCCCAGAUCCCUUGUGAGGUAGCCUGGUUCCAGCCCUUCCCUCAAUGUCCCUGUUUGUCCCCAGCCUCACUGCUGUGAGAAGAGCCAUUGUGGCGGCUGUUCCCACACACACUUCUCAUGCCUUCAGCUGGCGUCACAGCUGCUGAGCACCUGUUUAGGGGGCCAGAAGCCUCAAGCCCCACACAAUGAAAAUUCCCAGAAAAAUUCCUGGGAAGAAUCCCAGUGUCCAGAAAAAGUGUCCUGUGAGUUCCAAAAAUGCUUACUGACUCAUGAGUUUGGUCCAAAUAGAGUCGAUUAAGAGUGUUUCAUUUCUUUCUUUUUUACUGUGAAAAAAAUGAGAGCGCCAAGCAAGGGUGAAUUCAUACUGAGUCUACCGUUUCACGGUGUGUGUGUGGGGGGGGGGGGGCUUGAGAUAGAAAGGCUUGGAGCGUUUGUAUAAGAGACAUAACUUACCUGGGACUCUCUGCCCACCAUUGGAAGGAAUGGGGUGACUGGGUGCUCUACUACUUGGGGUUACAUCCAGAUGGAGCCUGGAGAUAGGACGUCAGCAGGCCAUGUGCAGGACAGACAGGAUGAACCCGUGCCUAGACGUGCAGAGUCUCUGCUGGACAGAAGUGCUCAGAGUCAGUCCCCAUUACCUAGAAUGCAUAAUUCAUGUGCACGGACGUGUUACAGUCCUGCAUUGGGGUCCCAGGGUGAAGGAAGUGGGGAGAAGGGAAAAGGUACACUGCUUAGGAAAUGCUUGUGUACAAAAGAGCCAGGCCAGGCAGAACUUAUCUAUCCUGAGGGGUUCAGGAACAGGAAAGAAAGGGGGGUUUCCUGAAUCCAACCUGAGCUCUGUGUAAAUGCCAAAAGGUGUCUCUCUCUCUCUCUCUCUCUCUCUCUCUCUCUCUCUCUCUCUCUCUCUCUCCCCCUCCCUCUCUCUCCCCCCACCCCCCACACACAAGGCACCUCAUGACACUGGAGCUUAUCUCUUAAGAGGAUAAAUAGCAUCAUGUGUUCCCACCAUGCACCAGGCUCUAUGCGAGAUGUUUGGCCUUACCUGUGUUAGUGGAUGAUGAGCAUUCAGAGAGGAGCCCGGGAAUGUAGCUUAGAUGGCAGAGUGCUUGCCUAGCAUGUACAAGCCCUGGGUUUGAGCCUCAGCACCGAAUAAACUGGGCAUAGUGGUAUACUCCUGUAACCCCAGCCCUCAGGGGUCGAGGCCAGAGGAUCAGGACGUCAAGGGUUUCCUGGAGCACAUGACAGCUGUCUCAAAACGGAAAAUAUUGACUGGUUAGUAGUUGGCAAGAAGUAUAAUGGUAUGUAGCUUGGGCUGCUAGAAGUGAAAGGAAGUGGUCUGGGUGGGUUUUUGACAAGCACAAUCAGGCUGAGGUGCCCAUUUGAGGGCUUCCUGCUUGACUCUCAAAGUGAGGCCAUGGCUCCCACAUAUUAGAUGUGUGAAGCUUGGAACAUAGUUGAAUGUCCGGGAUGCUGAAGGGAUCUUCCUUAUUGGGGAGGUUAUUUUUAGAAGCAUCUAAGUGGAGUUGAACCAGAACUGUUGUAUGAUUGGUGCAGUCAAGCUGCCUCGUGGCAUUGGAGGUCAAAGAUGACAGUUAUGCUCUGAAAGAGGAAGUCGUAAAAGCUGGCCCGUAGGAGAGAGCAGCAUUGUUGGAAGGAGACUGGCUGCCCACCAAGAGUGAAGUCUUCAAAGAUGCUGUCUACUCAAGUGUGAGGUUCCCGAGUGGGCACACUAGGGUUACCCCUGGCACAUGGCUUUGGGUGCUUCCUUAAGCCACCUUGCCCAGUAGUGACGUGCCGGGGUCUCUGUAACUAUAGGACUUGGCCUAACGCAGUAAAGCUAUACAGCCAAGUCACCCUUGGCUAAGUGUCCCAUAGUACACUCAAAACUAGGGGCUUUACCCAUAGUUCUAAAUUUAUAUUGAUUUGCCUUUCGAGACCAAAACAAUGCAAAGUUCUGUAUUUUAGUAUUUUAUUUAAAACGGCCUGUAAUAACAGAGAUAGUCAUCUACCUGUCUACCUGAAUGCUUUUUUUUUUUUUAGAAAAGGACAUGCACAUCCCUCUUUUCUCUUCCUUCUUCCUCCUCUUCCUUCCUUCUCUUCCUCUUCCUCCUCACCCUCAUCCUCCUCAUCCUUUUCAUCAUCCUCCUUCUCCUCUGGAGGGCAGGACCAGGAAUGGAACCCAGGCUUGCACGUACAGGCAAGUGCUAUGCUGUACUGCGGAGCUGAAUCACACCCCAGCCCUGUCUCUUCUUCCUUUCAGUAUUGUUUUAAAGGGCUCACCAGCAUGUUGGGAGACAGAAAUGGUCUUGUAGUUUGUCGUUGGGGAUGCAUGUUCUUUCUUUUCUCAAAUCCCAAUGGGAGGAAAAAACAAUAGGAACAUUGAAGUUAAAACAAUAACUUUAAACUUUUUUAAAUAACUGGUUAAGAUAAUAGGAACAUUGAAGUAUUAAAUGCCAGUCAGUUCCUUGUACUGAAGUGUCUCUGCGAGGUUACAUUCCUUUAUGUCUGGUGGAAACUUUAGCCAACAGAAUAGCCUGUGCAAUCAAAGAGAGCCCUUGAGGUAUGAAAAGAGGCAGGUCCUGGACUGCACCUGUCAUGUGGGCAUUUUCAAAGAGGGCAUUUCCAAGGGGCUGCCUGGUAGAUUCGGCUAUAAUUUUAAAUGACGGGCUUGAUGACCUUGUCCUGAGUCAUUGAGGAUGAGGUGAGGAUAGGGGUGGGGUGGAAUCGGUUUGUCAGGGGAACUGAACCCACUCGCUUAAUCUUUGGGCAUUACCUAGGCCUGUUCUACAGAGAAAAUGACUGUUUCACCACAAGUUGCUGUGAGUUUUGGUGAUGUGUGUGUGUGUGUGGCUGGCCUUGAGGUUCAAUGGAGAUGAAGCUGCAAUACGAACUCCAUUCCCGUUGUCCUGGAUUUUGUUCUGUACUCCUUGAAACUGACUGUGUGAAACCUAUCAGAGAAUGUUAUUUAAAGUUGUAUUAUAAUGUCGCCUCCACUAAUUAUUCAGUACUGUAGCAGCAAAGUAUUAUUUGUAAGAAUUCGGUUAUUUUUAUACUUAUAUCCACUCUUAAGUCUGGCGUUCUAGUCAGCAAAAAAUGAUGCAAUAAAAUUAAUAUCAUUCCCA
Molecule: messenger RNA, 9175 nt
Organism: Peromyscus californicus insignis
Lineage: Eukaryota; Metazoa; Chordata; Mammalia; Rodentia; Cricetidae
Gene: Heg1
Product: heart development protein with EGF like domains 1
Exons: 18
Coding region: 16-4260 (1414 amino acids)
Biological process (GO): heart development
Molecular function (GO): calcium ion binding
Source: RefSeq, a predicted model, not a curated record